Molecule: messenger RNA, 3178 nt
Organism: Scophthalmus maximus (turbot)
Lineage: Eukaryota; Metazoa; Chordata; Actinopteri; Pleuronectiformes; Scophthalmidae
Gene: phf24
Product: PHD finger protein 24
Exons: 9
Coding region: 593-1843 (416 amino acids)
Source: RefSeq, a predicted model, not a curated record
AGGGUGGGGGCCAGGCAGAUAUGUUGGUCAUAAAUCUCUGAUUUUACCUUCAGUGGCCGCACCAGGGUCUCUCAGCUGCGUGUCUCCCGCGAAGAAGAAGAAAAAAGGAAAAGAGACUUCAGCACCGGAGCUGUCCGCCGAGCCUCUCUCUCUGGGAGAAGUGUCGAUUCCUGCAGGAGACAGACAGACAGACAGAGAGAGAGAGAGAGAGACAGACAGAGAGAGAGAGAGAGAGACAGAAGAGGAGAGAGAGAGAGAGAGAAGAGGAGAAGCUGCCUCCCGACUCGUGCACUGAACUGCGCGUCGUUCUCCGUGGGACCGCGCGAAGGGGAAGGAAUAAUAAUAGUAUUUAUAAUAAUAAUUGUAAUAAUAAUAAUAAUAAUAUAAAAAGCCGCGCUGUGCCGUUCGUGUCUCCGCGGGGCUGCUGCUGCUGCUGCCGCCGACGCGCGCGCACGCGCACACACGCGCACUCUUCCAUUUCGAGCAAAAAGUGCUGCCAUGCUGGACGGCCGGGCUUGAGACGAGGAGAUACGGACAAAGUGGCCAAGAAGUCUCCGUGGACGCACCACAGCCCCUUGUCAUCCUUUACGCCAUGGGAGUGCUCAUGUCAAAGAAGCAGGUGGAGAAGGUGCAGAAGUGCAAUGCAGUGGUCUCGGCCUUCCAGGCCGGCAUCAAGGAGCGGCCUCCCGCAGCCCAACAGGCAGAGGGAGACGUGGAGGAAGGCGACGCGCCUGCCAGAGCCUCGGGCGCUCCCGACGCAAAGGCGACGGAGGGCGCGGAGAACGAGGACACGUCCACCCCGUCCACCUCCCAGCAGGCCUCGGCCCUGACGAGGGACGAGUGCAAGGCCAACCAGGAGGCUUGGUCGAGGCUGCGCGACGGGAAGGGCGUGGAGCCCGAGGAUCUCGACAAGACCCAUCAGCUCACGCCGCCGGCUUUCGUGCGGCCCAAGAGAGAAGCCAACGACGACCAGCCGAUGGAGGUGGAGCUGGAAAAGACGGAGCAGCCACCGAGGGACGAGAUGUGCGACGUGUGCGAGGUGUGGACGGCCGACGACCUGUACCCGUGCAGGGUCUGCACGCGGGUGUUCCACGACGGCUGCCUGAGGGAGUUGGGCUACCUGCGCGCCGAGGCCCUGCAGGAGAUGAGAGACGCGGCCCACACGGUCACCGGCUGGAGCUGCUAUUACUGUGACAAUCUGAAUCUACUUCUGACAGAGGAAGAGAUGUACAGCAUGGUGGAGACCUUUAAGCAGUGCAAGAUCAUCCCAGAGUCGUGCCUGGUGUCAGACGAGCUGCUGCAGUACCGCCACUUUGUGUCCAAGCAGCAGUUUGAGAAGGACCUGACUGAUGAGCAAGAAGAGGAGGUCCUGGCCCAGUUUGCGGCGCUGGAUCCCGAGAAGAAGGGUCACAUCGAAUGGUCGGACUUCCUCUACUUUGAGUCCCUGGCAGUUUUGAGGAAGUUUCGCACAGAGAACUCAAUGGUGCGCCUGUUGACUGCAAAGGAGAGAGACAAAGCACGGUCUGUGUUCCUGGGCCUGGAUAGAGACGGCAUGAUCACAAGAGCAGAAUGCCGCCAGGCACAGCAGUCUUGGUUCCACAAUCCCAACAAGGACUCUCAAUCCUGCAAUGUGAGACUCAUGGGACUCUGCUCUCCUAUGAAUUGUGGUAUAAGUCAAGUUGGCCCCAUGUGUGAGAGCAGUCCAGGAAGCUCUGGCAGCGAAAGGAGCAAGACCGGCGACAGCAGGCCGGUGACCUGGGCAGACUUUUUAAAGGAGAGUGCCAUCUAUAUUUUGGCUGCACGUCCCAAUAGUUCUGCCAUGCACAUCCACCUGCCUCUAUAGUCCAGGAACCCUCCACGGCACGCAAGCAGAGAGAGCGCGCGAUAGAGGUCGUACCCUAUAGUCUACAGAUGAGCGGAAGGAGAUUGACGCGAUGACCUCGGAGACGAGGGGGAAGGCACCUGGGUGAACUGGAUGAAGCGCCAAGAGACAGCGGAUCAAGCCAUCGACAGAAUCUCUCCUCCUUUGCAUCACCUCAACUCCACAACACUGACAACAACACAUGCCGAUGAAGUGACAGCAGCUGUCGCAAGGUCCCAAAUCCAAAAAACCUGGGUAGGGCGAGGGAUACAGCGACCCACCCAUGACUAGUCAGUCAGUUAGGGAUAUUUCUGAAAAACUCUACACAAUCAGGCAAGCUCCCGGGGCGCUCACACUCCCUCUCAAAAUGACAACAACCAAGACACUCUACAGCCAUCCUGCUACAAAACAAACCUCUCCAUUGCAGGUACAUUCAUUUGACAAGGCUGUUACUCUUUCAAGUAUUCAAUCCUCUGGGCCUCAUCAGGCCCUAAUAAUAACUCCAUGCUACUGUGAUGGGAUUGUGUAAUUCACCACUGAAAUUGUUAAUCACGCUGCAGAGAGGCACACGCAAAUUCAUUACUGGUGCUGUUUGACAAAUGGAAGCGCUUCUGGGAGUAGAUUAACCCGGCAGUCGCCAUUAUGAGAACAUAUACCAAACAGGAAUGACAGCUAUCCGCGAACGUAUUAUAUCCAAAACUGCUAUACAUGCCAGUAUGAAUUUUUAUUAUGCAUUUAAAAAAAAUACAUAUUUAUUCCUGUAUCCUCUGGUGUAUUCUCUGUUUUCCCAUUCUCCUCCUAGAAUCUGUGUUCUGCUGAAGUGCUAUACUACACGUGAAAAAAAAAAAGCGAAAAAGAAAACUUAACCCAGUAAAUAACUUGUACAUACUGCCAUACUUAAAAGUACAUUUUGUUUUCCUGUUGUGCUCUCCGAGCCGCACUAUGACAAGGUGACAUUUUCUGCAAUCAAGUUCUAGUGUCAUUGGGAAUGAGAUGUAGUUGGACUACUGUGACAUUAUCAUGUAUUGAAACCCUGAAAGACGACGGGAGAUCCGGCGGAAACGUUUAGUCUUUUGUUAAUAUGCAGACGCACUAUAUUUAAACUUCGUAUUUAAGGCGUGGUGGGAAUUCUGUGGAGAUACAAGUUAUACAAGAAGAAUUGAAAUGCCCCUGGAAUCACUGGAAACGUACUUGUUACAAAAUAGAACUUCGUGUAGUGUUCAUGCCAUGUAAUGGAGGUUAUGACAUGAAUGUUGAUAGUCUGUGGGAUUUCUGUCACAGUGCUGAAAUAAAUGCAUGGCAUUUACUCUCCUUCAA